CUUAGUUUGUUUUGAUAAGCUUUGCGAAUUUCUCUUUGUAGCAGCUUCAAGUUGGCGCUGCGAAUUACACUUGAUUUAGUAUCGCUCUAAGCUCGAAAGAAGCAACUAAACCGGUUUUGAAAAUUUUUUGUGGUGUUCUAUUGCUUUAUUUGUAUUGAGUUUCCCAUAUUUAUCAAUUAAGUACGCAUAACUGAAAAAAAUAUGCGUAAAAUUUUGCUUUUGCUUUGCAUUGUCAUGGGCUUGAGCGAGAAUGUGUUCGUGGAGCCGGCAACAAUACCGGAGAGUCAUAAUGAAGUUUGGGGUACACGUAGCUCACGUGACGUACUCAUUAAGCGUGAGAUAGUGAAAGAUACGUUCAAACCGUUGCGCGUGGUAUCGAGUGAUUAUGAAUUCAGACAAAAGACUGAUAAUAUUGUUCAUCCUCGUACGAUUACCCAAAUUGUCGUGACAGAUAUUUAUACUGACGGCGAUGGUGGCUAUGCAUCAUUGAAAAGCGGUGGACCAGGAAUGGAUUUUGCAGUUAUACAUCUAAAAAGUCAACGUGGUCAUGGUUAUCACUUUACUAUUGAUUUCUAUGGACAGUGAGCAAAAUUUCAAUUGUGAAAAAAAAGUAAUCCGACCCUUUUAAUGGAUUUGAUGUCUAAGAGUAUCUCCGCACACAAAAGUUGUGGAAGCAUCGAUGCCAUUCUUGUAUUUAAUAUGAAAUCGAAAUAUAUAUUCACGUUAAUAUAGCGCCCAAAAUUAAGAAAAAAACAUAAAUAACAUAUUUUA
This is a messenger RNA of Bactrocera oleae (olive fruit fly), 771 nucleotides long. RefSeq names its product probable salivary secreted peptide. The record is from RefSeq and is a predicted model, not a curated record. Lineage: Eukaryota; Metazoa; Arthropoda; Insecta; Diptera; Tephritidae.